AUGGGGUGUCAGCAGAUUUCGCUUCAUGCACGUUGGGGGAAGAGGCCUUGGGCGUCUAAUCCCGUGGAAUCUCCGUGGCUGUUUCUGUUCUAUUCCUUGAUAUAUUCGGAAGAUCACAAAGUUAAAGUCCACAAAAUGCCACCAUUAUCUGGCAAAGACAGACAGGCCCACGAACUGCGGCUCCGAGCUAAUGGAAAGAUGAGGGAUAAGAGGUAUGCUGCUGCGCUGAUAGAUUACACCAGAGCGCUUGAACAGACACCAGGGUCAGUGGCGCUGUUAUCCAAUCGUGCAGCCACUCUACAAGCGUUGGGUGCCUAUGACGAUGCCAUUAUUGAUCUUUACAGUGCAACAUCCAAAGAUCCCACGUUCAUACCCGCAUGGUGCAGGCUGGGGUAUGCGUUCUUGCAUCAGGGGAAUACGGUUAGGGCUUUGCAGGCGUACGUACAGGCGGUCAAAGUUGCCAGUAAACACCCGAAGAAGCCGCAGAAGUUCAUGAGUGAACUCAAAGAGUCAAUAAAGCUGGCAGAGUCAAGGGCCAGACAACAGGGAUAUACCCAGGAUUAUAUCGACGAGCUCGUUCCGGAUGAUGUCCGCAUGGCUCUUGACUCGUACAAAUCAUUGACCUCAUCGAGAGCACCUACUCAGGGCGUUUCUGUGCCUGAAAUCAGCAUUUCUGAUCUGUACAACAUGGUGGCCAACCCUGGUGUUUUCAGACAACAGCAGUCUCAGAGUGGAACACAGUCAGGUGCACGGACACCGGUGCCGGGUGCGCCAACACCUCAGACAGGCACGCAUACACCACAAGAAGGUUCACAGACUGACAGAGGUACUUAUUUUUCAUUUCCGGAGCCUCUGCGAGACAUACUACCACCUUUUCCCAUUCCACCUAUUGGAAACAGAGACCAGGCGAUGUCGUUUGCGGACACUAUAAUGACCAUAGUACAAUCGUAUGUUUCAGGAACCAACCAGGACCAUCCUGAAAGAAUAGUUGAUCCUGCAAGAGGGGCGGUCAACGCGUGGCUCGAAAGUUUGGGAAUGGGGUUUGGUGCGCAACGAGCACAGCAGAACGAGACUGGAAACAAUGAAAGGGACCAGAAUGUGCCACAGAAUGUUCCACGGAAUGAGGAUAGCAAUCCGGCGGGCUCUGAGAAUGCUGCAGUAGUUCCUGACGACGAUGAAGAUAUACCCAUGGGCGUUCCUGAAGAGGACGAUUACGGUAGAGCCGCACCAACACGAACGGCGACUACCCAGGAAGAAGGCCAGUCGAAUGGAUUGUGGGGGGCUUUGAGGCAGACACUGAUCAACGGAGUUCAGAGUUUGAAUGCACAUGCCAACAAUAACGCCAAUCAGGACAAUAGCCAUGACGACAAUCUUCAAAUGCCUGAUGUUGAUUGA
This is a messenger RNA of Kuraishia capsulata CBS 1993, 1395 nucleotides long. RefSeq lists its product as uncharacterized. Gene Ontology annotation, molecular function: protein binding; molecular adaptor activity. The record is from RefSeq and is a predicted model, not a curated record. The transcript has a single exon. Gene Ontology annotation, cellular component: TRC complex; membrane. Lineage: Eukaryota; Fungi; Ascomycota; Pichiomycetes; Pichiales; Pichiaceae. Bases 1 to 1395 code for a protein of 464 amino acids. Gene Ontology annotation, biological process: post-translational protein targeting to endoplasmic reticulum membrane.